Messenger RNA from Racocetra persica, 464 nucleotides. The record is from the annotation of a GenBank genome assembly. NCBI's taxonomy places the organism in Eukaryota, Fungi, Glomeromycota, Glomeromycetes, Diversisporales, Gigasporaceae.
AACUCCCUUUAUUCCCUUUGUUAUUUGAUACUGAAGAUGGUUGUAACAGUAUCGCUGAUACCUACAAACCCGAAGAUUAUUUUAAUUGUUCGAAUAUACAUGAAACUCAAUGGAAAACUGAUGUAGGAGAAUCACGACACCUGAAAGUUGAGGAACAACCUUAUUUUAAUGAUACAAAACUCUCUUUAUUCUCAUUAUUUGAUAUUGAGAAUGAUUAUAGUAGUAUCAUUGAUACCUAUGAAUCAAAAGAUAAAUUUAACCAGUUAGAAACUUAUAAUGAAAGAUUACAAGCAACAGACAUAGAAUUACCUUGCUUAAAUGAACCACCAAAUGUUAAGGAAAAUAGUGAUGAUGAAAAUACUGAGGAAUCGGGGCCUUUAUAUCUAGUUGCACAGAAAAUAGACUUUAAGAGUUGGAAAGAACUCACUAAUGAAAUAAAUAAAAAAGAUGAACUUCUCCAAUGA